AUGCCUUCUACACUCAGCUGGGCAGUUGAUGACUCUGUCUUAGCCUUUACUUCCUGCUGGUGCACGGUCUCAAGGUCAACCAGAGAAGACAAUGCAACGUCAGAAGCUUUGAUUCUGUUUGGUCCUCCUAAGGAAACUGUUGAGAUUUUUCAUGAAAGUAAAAUGACAAAUACUGCAGGGGUGAAUAAAGGCAUUUACUUUAGCUACCCAUGUCGACGUCACAGCUGUGCUUUAGUAAACAUCCCAGCACCAUGUGUCAACAAAAUGAUUUCACACAUUGAAGAUGUGGAGUCUAAAAUACAGGACCAUUUGAAACAGAUUGAAACUUCUUUUGAAGAAUGGAGCAGCGCUGCUUCCACAAAAGACCUGAGAGAAGACUGGGGUAUUGUUACACCAGCGAAAGAAGUCAAACCAGAAGAAGAGAGAGAUGAAAAGUGUCCAGAAUUAAAGCAGGAAAUGGAAACAUUGCUCUCAGAGGCCAUCCAUCUCAUUAAAAGUCUUGAAACUGACCGUGCAGAAGCUGAAGAAGCUUUAAAACGACACAGAUCAAGAAGGAAAAAGAUUAACAUGAAAAUUGAUUCUUGGUCAAUCUGGAAACUUCAAGAAAUCCCGUUAGCUGUGCAGAAAGAACAUGAGGCCUAUUUGAGAGAUAUUAUAGAAUUACGAUGGCAUCUUGAAGAUAAGUCUCAACAGCUCAAACAAGUUGAGGAACAAAAGGGAAAAUGGGAAGAAGCUAACGCAAAGCUUCAGGCAGACGUAGACUACAUGACUGAACACGCUCCUCUGCUGGACUCAAAGUGGAUCCAGGAACUUGAAGCUCUGAAUGAAUAUAAAAGAAAAAAUAUUGAGGUAAUGGGACUAUACAAACAAGUUCAUGAAGAACUUGAAGAAACUAUAGAAAGCCGCAAAACUGCCAAAUUGAAUGCUAUACAACUUAAAGAAGAGAUGGAAAAGGAUAUUGCUAAUACUAAAAUAAGCAUAGAAGCCUACAAGAAAGAGAUAAAUAAACUUAGCCAUCUAGGUGUUCACUACUCUACAUCAAUACACGAGAUUUGGUCUAAUAUUGAGGAGAAUGAAGAAGCAGUGACUGAAGUAUUGAAGGAAACAAAGAUAUCAACAAAUGAAUUAUCUUCUUUAUCAAAAAAGCUAGAGGAAUUGAAAAGGGUUUGUGAUCAACUAAUCUGGAAGAAAAAAAAUUAUGAAAAUGAAUAUCUGGAAGCACUUAAUAGUUUUUAUACCACACAAAAAACAUGGGAUAUUGAACUUUCUAAUAUCGCACAAGAUUUUUCAGAUAUUUCAAUAGUAUAUGCUCAAUUGAUGGAAGAAAAUAAAAAACUUGUGAUCGAUAUUGAAAACAUAUCAAAAGGUAUCAGUGAAAGCAUAAGGAAAAAAGCACAGUUUGAGUCUGAAAUCCAAUCUUUGAUAAAACUGAAGUCAAAAAAUGAAACAUUUCUUAAAGAACUAUACAAGGAUGCUUAUAACAUUGGUACUGUUUUCCACCUAACCAAAUUUAAAACAGAGGAAUUAGAAGAGAAAAUAGCAGAAGUGAGAAGAAAAUUCAAGGGCAGAGAAGACUUCUUGAAAAAACUCGCUCGAGGUGAAGUGGCUAAUGGGAUGAUGAUUCAGAAAAAACUGUAUUCCAUUCAAGAAGAUCAGAUAAAUGAGAAGCAGCAGCUUCUGAAAAAGAAAGCAGUAUAUGCCCUAACGCUGGCAGAAUUAGACAAACCUAUGCGUCAACUAGAAGAAGAUGCUGAAAAGCUCAGAAUUAUCCACAAAGAACAUUUUGAAGCUUUAAAUGAUAUAAUUCAGAGGAAAGAACAAAUUAAAGCAAAGGUGAAAAGAACAAAGAAAAACUUGCGAAGAAAGGGGAAGAAAACCCAUGAUGCACUAGUAGAAACUGAGGAAAGAAUAUCAAUGAUUUUUAGAGAAAUAGAGACUACUAAAAGUAAAACAAGUAUUUAUCAAGCCAAAAUAAGUCAAUUGAAUAAAGAGUUAAAAGAAAAAGAAAAGGAAAAGGAAAAUUUUGAUCAGAUACUUGACAGUUUAAGGGACCAACUUAUAGCUAUAAGAUACAAAAAGGAACACGCACAAGCUGUGUUUGAUCAUCUCGCAAGUGAGAAAAAAGACUGUGAGGAGAGACUGUAUGAGGAAGAACAGAGAUUUAGAACACUUGUUACCAUGAGGCAAAAAACUUUGGCGGAUACUAAAAGAAUGCAAGCUGAUUCACUAGAAGAAAACCUACGUUUAGCUCAAGAGUAUCAGAAAUUACAGACUACUUUCUUAACGGAAAAGGACAAUUAUUUCAAUCUAUAUGAUAGACAGUUAUCACUUGAUGCUCCAAUUAGAGAUCAGAAUCAGCUCUGUCAGCUGCAAAGAAGGAUACACAAGGUGUGGCAGGAGCACUUCAAACUGGUGGUCCUCUACAGCCAGAGGAGGCUGGCCAAGUUCCAGACAGACUCUCAAGAGAGUAUUCAGGAAAUAUUAGCUGUGCAGGAGGAAUCUUCAAAUUUAAUGCAACACAUCUUAGAUUUCUUCCAGAGUUUGACCAAUAGUUCACGUGAAAACGAUGGUUAA
Equus quagga is the source of this 2574-nucleotide messenger RNA. It is a transcript of the gene CCDC178, whose product is annotated as coiled-coil domain containing 178. Bases 1 to 2574 code for a protein of 857 amino acids. The record is from RefSeq and is a predicted model, not a curated record. The transcript is spliced from 20 exons. NCBI's taxonomy places the organism in Eukaryota, Metazoa, Chordata, Mammalia, Perissodactyla, Equidae.